This is a messenger RNA of Anguilla rostrata (American eel), 1714 nucleotides long. RefSeq names its product leukocyte elastase inhibitor-like. The record is from RefSeq and is a predicted model, not a curated record. Gene Ontology annotation, molecular function: serine-type endopeptidase inhibitor activity. The transcript is spliced from 7 exons. NCBI's taxonomy places the organism in Eukaryota, Metazoa, Chordata, Actinopteri, Anguilliformes, Anguillidae. The coding region runs from base 268 to 1416 and encodes 382 amino acids.
UUCGAAGCCGUUUCGUUUUUUUUAAAACCUUGUUAGCAACAAUUACCAGCAAGUAUCGCAUAGAACAAAACGUGAAUGUCUCUUCGGUUCACGUUAACCACAGACAUCAUUUUCUGUAAAAACGAAACCCAUAGGGAAGAGGGAGAGGGAAGGGGAGGAGGAGGACUUCACAGCAGUAGACUUCCCAGCAAUAGACUUCCCAGCAGUAUUCCGGAAAUAAAACGACGACAGAUGCGAAGUACUCGUUCUGUGAAAUAGAAACCAACAAUGGAGUCACUGAUUGCUGCGAACACCAACUUCUCCCUGGACCUGUUUAAGAAGAUAAGUGCGAUUAAGAAAGCGGACAACAUCUUCUACUCACCACUCAGCAUCUCCUCUGCUCUGGCCAUGGUGUACAUGGGCGCCCGGGGCAACACAGCUACACAGAUGUCCAAGUCUCUUCACUUUCACAAAGCUGAGAAGGACAUUCAUGCUAGAUUCAGCAAACUGAUGUCUGAACUGAACAAAGAGGGUGCCCCGUAUGCACUGAGCCUGGCAAACCGCCUGUAUGGGGAGAAGUCUUUCAAGUUUGAGGAGAAAUACAUUAUGGAUACAAAGAAGUUCUAUCAGGCGGAGCUGGAGACCGUUGACUUCAAAUCAAAUGCAAAGGAUGCCAUUGUGAAGAUUAACAGCUGGGUGGAGGAGCAAACUCAAGAGAAAAUCAAGAACUUGGUGUCAGAAGGGAGCAUUGAUAAUAUGACCAUACUGCUGUUGGUGAACGCUAUCUAUUUCAAGGGCGACUGGCACGAAAAAUUCAAAGGGAUGGACACAAAGGAAGUGCAAUUCAAACUGAAUAAGAAAGAAAGUAAGCCAGUGCAGAUGAUGCACCAGGAGGCCACAUUUGGUUAUGCGUUCAUUCCAGAGGUCAAUUGUCAGAUUCUGGAGAUGCCCUAUGUUGGUAAAGAGCUAAGCAUGCUCAUUAUUCUGCCCCAAGAGAUUGAAGAUGACUCCACAGGGCUUGUGAGGUUGGAAACGGAGCUCACGUGCGAGAAGCUCAUUCAGUGGACGCAGUCUGACAAGAUGGAGAAUCGUGAGGUAAAUGUGGCUCUGCCCAAGUUCAAGAUGGAAGAGACUUAUGACCUGAACAAUAUUUUGAUCAGUAUGGGCAUGGAGGAUGCCUUCGAUUUGUCAAAAAGUGACUUCUCUGGCAUGUCUCCCAACAAUAAACUGGUGGUGUCCAAAGUGGUGCACAAGUCCUUUUUGGAGGUGAAUGAGCAGGGCACAGAGGCCGCUGCUGCCACUUUCAUAUCCGUGCAGUUACAGUGUGCAAUGUUGACACCACCAGUUAGCUUCAUCGCAGACCAUCCCUUCCUGUUCUUCAUCAGACACAACCCCACUCAGAGCAUCCUCUUCUAUGGCCGUUUCUGCUCCCCAUGAAGUCUGAAGCUCUGCAGUUUCCAGUUAUGAACUGAAGUCUAAAGAAAUAAAGUCUGUACGUUAAAUGGCUCUGUAAUGCUGUUUGCCUUAAAAGAAUGUAAUCAACUAAAGCAUGUUUCUUGCAGUACAUUGUAUUCAUUUACAGUAUUUUUAUGCCAUCCUCUUUAAAGUUUACUGCUGGCUUAAUUACUAAGAGUAUUUCAUACCUAAUCAUUGUCUAUUACUCACAAGCCACUAAAUGGCAUGGAAUGACCAAUAUCACUUUUUCCGAUUGCAAAAAUAAGUGUGCAAAUCUUUA